Molecule: messenger RNA, 3907 nt
Organism: Thrips palmi
Lineage: Eukaryota; Metazoa; Arthropoda; Insecta; Thysanoptera; Thripidae
Gene: singed
Product: protein singed
Exons: 8
Coding region: 418-1962 (514 amino acids)
Biological process (GO): cell migration; actin filament bundle assembly; establishment or maintenance of cell polarity
Cellular component (GO): cytoplasm; actin cytoskeleton
Molecular function (GO): protein-macromolecule adaptor activity; actin filament binding
Source: RefSeq, a predicted model, not a curated record
GCGGGGCGCGGAGUGGCGUUGCGUUCAGUGUGCACGCUGCGCUGAGACGAGACGGUGCGCUGUGCGUCGCGACGGUGCGUUCGGCUGCAGCUCUAGAGACGACUCGAACCCAAAUUCGGCCGCCCGAAGCGCCCGAAGCUCCGGCCAGACCCACGCGAUCGAGCCUUACGCAGCCUUCGCUUUUAUCGCAACGUGCGUGUGUGUGUGUGUGUGUGUGUGUGUGUGUGAGUGCGAGUGUGUGAGUGAGUGUUGUGGCGUACAGUGCCGGUACCCAGCGGGACUACCCAGUGCCCGCCCCGCCCUCGGCUUGCAGUGUGAGUGACACUGCCAGUCUGCCAGUGUGGAGUACCGGGGACCUGGCUGUGGACGUACUUCGUAAACUUCGUACUCUCCCCCCGUCCCUUCGCACCUGCCAGGAUGAACGGCGUCAACGGCAUGAACGGGCACAACAAUGAGCUGAACGGGCACGGCGAGCUGGGCCUGAACCAGAAGGGCUGCUGGACCAUCGGGCUCAUCAACUCCAAGUUCCGCUACCUGACCGCCGAGACGUUCGGCUUCAAGAUCAACGCCAACGGCGCCUCGCUCAAGAAGAAGCAGGUGUGGACGCUGGAGCCGGCGUCGGGCGGCGAGUCCGUCAUCUACCUGCGCUCGCACCUGGACAAGUACCUGGCCGUCGACUCGUUCGGCAACGUGACGUGCGAGUCCGACGAGCGGGACGCCGGGUCGCGCUUCCAGAUCAGCGUGGCCGACGACGGCUCGGGCCGCUGGGCGCUGCGCAACGUGGUGCGAGGCUACUUCCUGGGCGCCUCCGCCGACAAGCUGACGUGCACCGCCAAGGCGCCCAACGAGACCGAGUUCUGGCUGGUGCACCUCGCCGCCAGGCCGCAGGUAAACCUCCGGUCGGUGGGCCGCAAGCGGUUUGCCCACCUGUCCGAGAACCUGGACGAGAUCCACGUGGACGCCAACAUCCCCUGGGGCGAGGACACGCUGUUCACGCUCGAGUUCCGGGCCGACGACGGCGGCAAGUACGCGCUGCACACGUGCAACAACAAGUACCUGUCGCGCGAGGGCAAGCUGGCGGACACGUGCACGCCCAACUGCCUGUUCUCGGCCGAGUACCACGCCGGCAUGCUGGCCCUGCGCGACCGCGCCGGCGGCUACCUCUCGCCCAUCGGCUCCAAGGCCGUGCUCAAGUCGCGCUCCAACACCGUCACCAAGGACGAGCUCUUCUCGCUGGAGGACUCCCUGCCCCAGGCCAGCUUCGUCGCGGCGCUAAACGGCCGCUACGUCUCCGUCAAGCAAGGUGUGGACGUGACGGCGAACCAGGACGACAUCUCGAACCACGAGACGUUCCAGCUGGAGUUCGACCAGAGCACCAAGCGCUGGUACAUCCGCACUAUGCAGGACCGCUACUGGACCCUGGAGAGCGGCGGCGGCAUCCAGGCUGCCGGGGACAAGAAGUCCUCCAACGCCCUGUUCGACCUGGUGUGGCAGGGAGACGGCUCCGUGGGCUUCCGCGCCAACAACGGCAAGUUCGUGGCCACCAAGCGGUCGGGGCACCUGUACGCCAACGCCGACGCCGUGGAGGAACCUUCCAAGUAUUUCUUCUACCUCAUCAACAGACCUAUCUUGGUAUUAAAGUGCGAACAAGGCUUUGUUGGCUACAAGAGCCCACAGUCGCCGAAGUUGGAGUGCAACAAAGCCUCCUAUGAAACCAUUCAAGUUGAACGUAGUGAGAAGGGUGUUGUUUACUUCAAAGGUCAGAACGGGAAAUACUGGCAUGUCGAUGGUGAGGGAGUCACUGCUGACUCCGAUAAUCAAGAAGGCUUUUUCCUGGAACUACGAGAACCAACAAGGAUUUGCAUCAAGAGUGUUACCGGUGAAUACUUGGUGGCAAGCAAGAAUGGAAUGUUCCGGCUUGGUGACAGCAAUUAUGAAAACGCUACAAAGUGGGAGUACUAGAUCAACCUAAAUUAUGGUGGCAAUGCAUUAUCAUUCCAUUUUUGCAAUGCCCUAUUCAGCUUUGAAUUCUUUUGCUUCAAAUUUACCUAUCCCAUAAGUACUUCAUUACAAUUUAGGAUUAACUUUACACAGAUUUUUGAUGGCCUGAGACACUUAUGUCUAGAGUACUUACAAAUUGUAAGCUUUUUUUAAUGAUGUUUUUAUAUACUAUUGUAUUACCACUUACCUUUUCUAAAAUAGGAAGUGUGUACUCUUGAAACUAGUCAAGAUGGAAAAACUUAUUUUUUUGUUGUGUUAAACCUGUUGCCAAACGUCUUGUCUCAUGUACUGAAAAGGUUUUUUUUUUUUUUUUUUUUUUUUGUUUCUUUUGCAUUUGGGUAAAAUCUUAUUAUUUUGUUUUCUGAGAAACCUAUUAAAUGUUAAUUUUUUUAGUUUUAAGCAGUUGAUUUUUUGACUGCAAAGUAAAUUUGGCUGUCAUGUACAUUUUCCCCUCUCCGUUCAGUUUGUAAUAAUAUUGAAGUUAAAACGUCUGUUUCUGCCAUGUGUGAUAUGUUUCUCAGAAGUGGGACACUGUUCUUGUUUAAUUUACUGAAGACUGACAACAUGGUAUUCUUAAUGUCCAUGUUGUAUACGUAAUUUCAAAGCAAUACAUUUGAAUUUUUUUAAAAGCCAGUAGCAUAGAUGAGUCUAUCUCCAAUAAUUUUUAUUGAAAGAUAAAGGUUGUUUCCUUUGUGCCACUGACAUAGACAAAUUCAUCAUGGAAUGCAAAUUAACUGGUAGACUCCUGCUGUGAGAUCUCUUUUUACAGGUCUUGCAAAAUAUUCAAAUUUUGUCUUCUUCCUUAUGAAUUAUAAAAAUGAGAGAAAUGAGCCUGCCACUCAAUGUGUCACUUGUGUCCGGGAGAGAAUUCAAAAUUUAAUGUAUUGUAUGAUUUCUAUAUUUUACAUUUUUAUACCUCUGCCCUAUGUAUAUCCAUUUUUUACAAUCAAAUGUCUUUCCUUAUUUAUUCAGGGUAGGAUACGAACUGCUUUUAAAUAGUCAGCAAUUGCUGUUUCCUUCUAAUGACCUUUUGCCCCAUUCAAUUUAUGUAAAUAUGCUUUAUCAAUCAGUUAUUGUUAUUUUGUUUUGUUACUUAACGAAAGAAAAAAACAACUUAAUAUUUUAGAACGAUGUCGAUUGAUGUUUAGGAACAGGUUGAGUAGAGGAAAUUUGUCAAUGUUAGUUUGCAAUAUGUCAUCAAUUAUGUGUUAGGCCUAAAUAUGGUAAGACAAUUGCUAUGUAGUGUAGUGUCAAUGAGAUUGAGAAACUUGUGAACACAGCUGGUUUAGAAUGCAUGCAACAUGCAAGUGACCAUCAAUCUCGCUAGAAAGUAACUGGUCAAUUUCGUCCUAUGCUACAGUUGUGUGAGCACAUAAAUCUAUGUGAUAUGUCUGAUAACGUCCUAGUAUUCCUCUCAUGUCUUGGUAUCCAAAGCUGCGGGCCAGCUACACCCCGCUUGAUUAAAUUCUCAAACCUAUUUGAGGUUCAAAUUGCUUUAUCUUUCUUUCCAAUAUGAGCACUGCCGCACAGCACUUUCUCUUAACUUAAGGUUUGGGCAAGAAAGAUGAGUUGGUUCUUGUAUUAGGUGUGGGGGAGUCAGAUUUGCUGAAACACAAGAGUAUUUUUAAGUUAGGACUGUAUUUCAUAUUGCUAUGGGCUUUUAUUAUGUUUUAAUAUCAGAGACGACUGAAUUUGUUUGUUCACAACCCAGUGGAAUAGAAAGCUGGGGCAUGUUCACCUUGUAUACAAAUCUGCUUAUUACAUUCAAUUGUUUUUGUUUGGCUUUAUUUAAUUUUAUUUAAGAUACAUGCUGAAUGUGGUGUGCUUUAGUGUCUAGGAAGCCGCGAGGCACUUUGUACAUACCAGCCUUUGUAUCAUACCUAAUAAAUUGAUUUAAUACCUUUAA